AGAAGACCUUCACACAACAAACCCCCCCAAAUCACUCUCACAAUGGCGACUCUUCUGCCUCCUCCUACCAAGCGUCAGAAGACGGAGAUUGCCGAGAAGGCCCGUCUUCAGCAAGAGAUCGAGAGCAUCCCAGAGAACCUGGGCAGUGUCCGAGUGCAGUUUUUCGACCAAGCGACAGGAGCGCCAACCGGACCAGCAGUGUCCGUCCCAGUGGCCGAUGCCAACGUAAAGAACUUGGAGACGCUACUCAAUACCCUACAAGGCAAUGAAGAUGAUGAGCGGGUGCCAUACCGGUUUACCUACCAGUCGGACGAUAAGGACAAUCAGACGAUCGACAUUCUAGCACAUCUGUACCACUCGCUGCUCAAGCCGGGCCUCAAGACCACCGAAGAUACCGUUCACCUCUACUACACGCCGCAGGCGGUUUUCCGAGUCAAGGCGGUCUCGCGAUGCUCUGCUUCCAUCGCCGGACACGGGGAAGCGAUUCUGGCCACCUCCUUCUCCCCCGUCAAUUCGUCCACCAUGGUCACCGGCAGCGGUGACUCGACGGCCCGGAUCUGGGACUGCGACACCGGAACCCCCCUCCAUACCUUGAAGGGUCACACUAGCUGGGUGCUGGCGGUCAGCUACUCCCCCAACGGCGCGAUGAUCGCGACCGGCAGCAUGGACAACACAGUGCGGGUGUGGGAUGCGAAGAAGGGCACAGCGCUCGGGGCGCCGUUAAAGGGCCAUGCGAAGUGGAUCACCAGCCUGGCGUGGGAGCCCUAUCACCUACAGCAGCCGGGGCGGCCGCGCCUGGCGUCCGCCUCCAAGGACUCGACGGUCCGCGUCUGGGACGUGGUCAGCAAGCGCAUCGAUAUGGUUCUCACCGGCCACAAGGGCUCGGUCACCUGCGUCAAGUGGGGCGGCACGGGCAAGAUCUACACGGCCUCGCACGACAAGACGGUCAAGGUGUGGAACGCGGAGAACGGCACUCUGAUCCAGACCCUGUCCGCCCACGCCCACCGGGUAAACCACCUGGCGCUGUCCACGGACUUCGUCCUCCGGACCGCCUACCACGACCACACGGGCCAAGUCCCGCAGGCCGACGCCGAGAAGGUCGCCGCCGCGAAGCAGCGGUACGAGCACGCCGCCACCAUCAACAACAAGAUUGUCGAGAAGCUCGUCUCGGCCAGCGACGACUUCACCAUGUAUCUCUGGGAGCCGGAGAACUCCAGCAAGCCCGUUGCGCGACUGCUCGGUCAUCAGAAGGAGGUCAACCAUGUCACAUUCUCGCCGGAUAUGGCGUACAUCGCCUCGGCGGGAUUCGACAACCACGUCAAGCUCUGGAAUGCCCGGGAUGGAAAGUUCAUCACAACUCUCCGCGGCCACGUCGGAGCCGUCUACCAAUGCUGUUUCUCCGCCGACUCCCGCAUGCUCGUCUCCUCGUCGAAAGACACGACCCUGAAGGUGUGGAACGUCCGCACGGGCAAGCUCUCCGAGGAUCUGCCGGGACACAAGGAUGAAGUGUUCGCGGUGGACUGGAGUCCCGACGGACAGAAGGUGGGAAGUGGCGGCAAGGACAAGGCCGUACGGAUAUGGCGCAACUGAUGACGGAGAAGAAAAAAAGCUUUUUGUUUUUGUUUGUCUUGAUGAACAAAGUAUAUAGAACCAGAUACCCUGUUUUUCACCCUGGAGACAGUAUGUGCUACGUGCCUGCGUACCCUCUCCACAC
Aspergillus aculeatus ATCC 16872 is the source of this 1714-nucleotide messenger RNA. Its product is annotated as WD40 repeat domain-containing protein. NCBI's taxonomy places the organism in Eukaryota, Fungi, Ascomycota, Eurotiomycetes, Eurotiales, Aspergillaceae. Gene Ontology annotation, biological process: ribosomal large subunit assembly. The transcript is spliced from 4 exons. The record is from RefSeq and is a predicted model, not a curated record. The coding region runs from base 43 to 1590 and encodes 515 amino acids. Gene Ontology annotation, molecular function: protein binding. Gene Ontology annotation, cellular component: nucleolus.